CAGUUUCGCUUUGUGACAUGACAUGUCUUGGGUCUCAAGAUCUCAUUUUACUAACCUGUUCUUUUCCCUCCUUCCUCAUUUUACCAUUUCAUUGCAGAAAGGUGUCAAAGCCAAGAGAGAAAAGAUUGUGCUGGAGUUCCAGCAGCUACGUCUGUUUUUGGAGGAACAGGAGAGGCAUCUUUUGGCUCAGCUGGGUGAACUAGAAAAGGAUAUGGCAAAGGAGCAAAAGGAAACUGUCAGACUCAAUCAUACCUUUUCUCUUCUCAGUAGCCUUAUCAGUGACUUGGAGAAGGACUGUCAGAGACCUGCUGGUGAAUUUUUGCUGAAUCUCAAGAAAACCUUCACCCGAAACAUUGGAAACAGAAUUAAAGAUUGACAGGACAUCUUGCCAGAACGCUUUGUCAGAGGAACAGAGGAACCUGCUACAGGUUUUGUGGCCAGUGACAUGUGAAGAUGCACAACAAAAAGCAAACA
Sceloporus undulatus (fence lizard) is the source of this 474-nucleotide messenger RNA. Its product is annotated as tripartite motif-containing protein 10-like. Bases 23 to 376 code for a protein of 117 amino acids. The transcript is spliced from 3 exons. NCBI's taxonomy places the organism in Eukaryota, Metazoa, Chordata, Lepidosauria, Squamata, Phrynosomatidae. The record is from RefSeq and is a predicted model, not a curated record.